UAUAUCGGGUAUGUUAAAAAGACAUUUCAUACUCGUGGACAUUAUUUGGUUUUCUUGAACAUACGUUUUCUUCAUAAAUCCAAUAGUACUACAUUUGAAACGUGCGACCAUGUACAGUGUAGCCUGCAGUAGUCCACCUUUGCACCUCUACGUGUUCUUUUAUAUAGGAGUAAUCGAAGAGUUUGGAGACUAUUAACUAUAGUCAACAAUUAACGUAGAAGUUCUACAUGUAGCUCGAAUUGUCAAUACUAAUUUCACAUUAUGGGGUUAUUAGUUAGUCUGGAGAAACAUCCUGCCACAGACUCAAGUAUGAAUUACUACGGGCAAAUAAUUAUUGGCAGGUCGUUAACGGAGGUGCUUUUUAAUAUACAAUGCUCAAAAAAGUUAAGGGAACACGUAAUCGUCACAGUAUGACACCAAGUCAGUUAAAGUUCAGGGAUAUCUGUCCAGUUAGGAAGCAUAGCCGAUUGUGAAUCAAUGUUUUGGUGCAAGGAGCAUGGAGGACACACCAGGAGAUGGGCCAUUACAUAAGGAGUGCUGGACUGUUUUUUUACUAUUUUUCACGUGAAGACCUCAAACUAUGAAAUUACACAUGCAAUCAUAUAGUAAACCAAAAAAGACACCCAGGUGACUACCUCAUGAAGCUUGUUAAGAGAAUGCAAAGGUUGCAGGUCGGAUGGAGGCCCCUCUGAACCCCCGUGAGUCUGGACGAUUUGUGGCGGAACACAGUCAGGAUGUGUUUGUGGAGGAGGAGGGCAUGCAGAGGCUGGCUGAGAUGCUAUUUGCCCUGAGGAAGAGUGAGGAGCUCACAGCAAGUGGGUGGAAGAAGGCCAACCCCUUGGCGCCUUCCCCUACAUCCGACCAGGCACUGAAUUGGGUAUUUGUGGUCGACACAAUGAACUUCUCCUUCUGGCCCGAUCAGGAAGACCAGCAGUGUGAGGUGACCUACCGCAUGGUCACCUACCGUGGUUACAUGACCCUCUGUGCUGCAAUCACUAGAGCAAUGGAAGAGGGUAUUCCCAUCACCGAACCGUCCUAUUUCUCCCAGAUGAGUGUUGAGGAGUUGGGCCACGUCUUGCGCUCUGACAACGACACACCCAUGCCAAUGCUUGAGGAGCGUCACCGUGUCCUUACAGAGGGGGGGCAUGUGCUCCUACAGAACGGAGGAAGCUUCCGGAGUUUCAUAAGCCCAGCUGGGAGUGACGCGCAGAAGAUGGUGGAGCUCAUUGUGGAAAAGCUGCCCUCAUACAGGGAUGAGGCCACUUACAAGGGCAAGAGGAUCUCUUUCUACAAGCGAGCUCAGAUUCUAGUGGCAGAUUUCUGGGGCAUCAUGGAAGCCAGGGGAGAGGGGGACAUCCCAAACCUGGACUUCCUCACCAUGUUUGCUGACUACAGAGUACCACAGGCUCUAGUCCAUCUGGGGGCAUUACGCUACUCAAACACUCUGAUGGAGACCUUGAGGAACGGUGAGUUGCUCAGUUCAGGUGACCGAAGAGAGGUAGAGAUUCGUGGCUGCUCUAUCUGGUGUGUGGAGAGGAUCAACCACCACCUUUGCAGUCUGGUUAGAGAGCGAGAUGGCCAAAGCUGCAAUAUCAACUCUGCUGUCAUUGACUUCUUUCUGUGGCCUUAUGCCAAGCAGCACCAUAAAGAGAUGGCCCACAUUCCCAUACAUCACACACGCUGCAUAUAUUACUGACAGGGCUACACAGAGAAACUGUUGACCAUUUUAAUAAUUAAAGAACAAUGACAUCAA
Messenger RNA from Esox lucius (northern pike), 1753 nucleotides. RefSeq names its product chromosome 13 C9orf64 homolog (gene qng1). NCBI's taxonomy places the organism in Eukaryota, Metazoa, Chordata, Actinopteri, Esociformes, Esocidae. The transcript is spliced from 5 exons. The coding region runs from base 677 to 1696 and encodes 339 amino acids. The record is from RefSeq and is a predicted model, not a curated record.